AUGUCCCAAAAGUGUGUAUCGGAUCCGUUGUCUUCAGCUCUGAUCUCACUUCGGGCCAGAAGUCGGUUGCAGUCACUGAAGGAUCGGGUUUUAUGGGAUGAAUACAGGGUAUCAGUGCUCAACACUGGCCACGAAGACUGUGCCACACAUAACACCACUCAUUAUAAUCACAGCAAUUAUAAUAACAAUUGCAGCGAAAAAGUGGACAAUAAUAAUGAUCUGAUGGACGACUCGAGUGAUAGUCGGCGUCGACGGCGAAGAAGUAGUAAUAAGAGUCGAGUUCCGGAUCACAGGUCUUGGGAUCUAUACGUCUACACAAUCGCCGCUUUCAUCAAUCAUUUCGCUUAUGGUGUCACUCAAGGCUUAAUCGGACCAACACUUGUUGACUUGAAAUACAUGUUAAACACGACAAUGAAUUUAAUAUCCAUUAGUCUUAUCUUUAAUAACAUCGGAUACCUAUCGGGCUCUCUCUCGAUGGCCGCGUCAUCAGCGCUGAUACCCGACAGCCCUAACCUGUGGACACUUUACGUAUUUCAAUAUUUCAGUGGAUUGGGAGCCGGUAUUUGGGACACCGCUAACAACGUAUGGCUGAUUGAGAUGUGGCCGCACAACAGCCUACCGGUGCUCCAGUUCUCGCAGUUUAUGUGGGGUUUAGGAUCAGUUAUCGCACCCAUUAUUGCUAAGCCGUAUCUGACCGGUGAGACCAAUCAUACCGUCGUUACGCCGACGCCUGUCACAUACCACGCGUUGAUGGCCGACACCAUCACAACCACUACACCAGCGCCCGUACCGGUGGACAGGCGGGCACUCCUGAGGACCCCAUUCCUUAUCUCUGGCAUUCUUCAGGCAUUUAUACCGCUUGUGUUCCUAAUCAUGUAUUUUGUGCGCAAAUACAAGAGUCCGGACGAACGGCUCAAACGCAAGGACUCGUCGGAAAACCUGUUGGCAAACGACGAGUUGGACGAUAACCACCACAGCGUUGAGUCGGAGCCGCGGGACGAGACUCCGGGCGCUUCUACGGCGCGAAAGAAUGCAGUUUUGAUAGCACUGUUCUCAUUAUUUCUGGCCAUGUAUUCAUCGCUAGAGAUCGCGCACUUCAACUACAGUCCCACAUAUUAUCAGUACACAGCGCUCAGACUGUCGGCACAGACAGCGGCCAGCAUACUGUCCACAAUGUGUACGAGUUAUACUGUGGGCCGUUGUCUCAGCGCGUUUGUGGCCCUACGGGUCGGACCAGACGUCAUGAUUAGUUACCAUUUGCUGAUAAUAAUCGCUGGUAUGGGUGUCCUCUACUACGGCUCGACAGUACUGGAGCUGAUAUGGAUCGGCAAUAUUAUAAUCGGUUUUGGCUUUUCAGCCAUGUAUUCGGCGAUCAUAGGGCUGACUGCCCGCCACUGCGCCCUCACAGACACCGUGAGUACAGUAAUGGUGUUCACCAACGGUAUAGUGUCGGCCAUAACGCCCUUCAUAUUGGGUCCGCUCAUUGAAACCAAUCCGUUUGCGUUCAUUGAACUCGAAUUGGUUUAUCUCGUGAUCAGCGCCGCCCUCUUCCUGGCCAUACUGUCCUUCACCCGAACCGCUCGGCCACACAAUCGGGCCCUUCAAUCGCCCGAGGGUACGACUGGUGGCGACAAAUCAAAGUACGAGUUGCCAUUGGAGGACGACGUGGACACAUCACUGGCCUGGGGUUUCGUGUUGGGCGACCCGUACCGUAUGGUCGGACCUAAGAACGCGCUAUUCAAAAAGAAAUGCGAAGAAAUCAGCGGACAGGGAACUAAGGAAAAGUUGAAAAAAAUCCGGGAAUACUUGUCGUUAAAAUAUUCCAACAAUACGCUAAUCAAGAACCUGACCAUGACCAAACCCGAAAACGUGGUCAAAGCGUUUUGCGAGCCUAUUAUUAAGGAAACAUUUAAGGGUUGGAAACAAUUCAAUGAUAAAUAUAAGGAAUCCGAAAAAAUUAGGAAUCAAAUGAUGGACGUCUUUAUGGAGGCUAAUAAGACCCGCGGAACCACUAUUACUAUACCUAAACUCGUUUGUUACAUCCGUCUGUACAAAAAUCAGACCAUUCAUGUUUACACGGAACAAAACAACACCCGAGAGUUUGCCCGCAAAUACUUUGCCAUAUUUGAUGAGGCGGUCGGUGUAAUCAAUGCGCACACCGGCGCCAAAAAUAUGUCUGAUUGCAAGUUUGAUGGCGUACCCAAAUCGACUGUACAGGGUACCGCUGAGGCCAUGUUUGAGCUGCCACUGGAGGACGACGUGGACACAUCGCUGGCCUGGGCUUUCGUGUUGGGCGACCCGAACCGUAUGAUCGGACCGACGGACAAACUAUUCAAACAAAAAUGCAUGGAAAUCAGCGGACAGGGAAAUACGGAAAAGUUGCAAAAAAUCCGGGAAUACGUAACAAACAAAUAUUCAACAAAUAAGUUGAUAGUAAAAUUGGCCCAGACCAAAGCCGACCAGAUUUGGAAAGCCUUCUGCGAGCCUAUUAUUAGCGGCAGUUAUAAGGGAUGGAAACAAUUCAACGAGAGAUUUGUCGAAUCCGCUAAAGUUAGGGAACAUAUGAUGGAUGUGUUUAUGGAGGCAAAUAAGAACAGCUCAACUAUUACUAUACCCAAACUCAUUUGUUACAUCCGUCUGUAUAAAGAGAAGACUAUAAACGUUCACUCGGAUAUAGACAACGCCCGAGAGUUUGUCCGCAAAUACUUUUCUAUAUUUGAUGAGGUGGUCGGUGUCAUAGAGGCCGACACCGGCGCCAAAGGGGCGCCCGAAUGCAAGUUCGAUGGCGUACCCAAAUCGACAGCCCUUCCGCCCCAAUCCGUAUAUCUGGCACUAUUGGCCGCCGUUAAUAAUUUAACCCUAAAAUGUGAUAGAAAUCGAUGGGAAUCGGAAGCGGCGAUGGACGCGACUCUGUCAGCACGUCAAGAGCUUAGCGAAAUUGACCUUAAUUUGGGUUUAGAACAGCCAAUAGAUGAACUCAUCAAACGAAUCAAGGAAAACAACCAUGAUGAUAAAUAUCCACUAGUGAUGGACAUCGGGUGCGGACCGGGAAAUACUGCCAAACUAUUGGCCAAAGAGCUAAACCCGGAGCACAUCGUCGGCGUAGACAUCGAUCGCGAUAUGAUUGCAUUUGUCAAACAACACAACGCUAUGGCGAACACUGAUUACUACAUUCAGGACAUCACUCAGGAGUGGAAAGAAUGGGACAAAAGUCUUCAGAAGUUGGCCGGAAAAGUGUCCGUAAUUUUCUCCAACUUUACCCUGCAUUGGGUCCGGGAGUCGGAGACCGCCGCCCAAAAUAUGUCCAAACUAUUGUCAAACAACGGUAUUAUAGUAAUGAAUAUACUAUAUUGCGGUGAUAUCUAUCGCAACGCCGGCACCGAUGACCGCAGGGCUCAGUUGGAGCGACAGCUCCGGUAUCCCAGCGAACAACAACUGAUCGGCCAAUGGGUGACCGCAUUCAAGAGCGUCGGACUAAACCGGAUUGAUAUUAAAUACUGGGAACCAAAGGCUCUAUUCCCGGUUAAUGUUUAUAAUGAGAUCAUUCAAAUGUAUAUCAAUUGGUAUAAACAGUUUCUGACAGACAGUACCGGCAAUGAAGACAUGGAUACCGUCUUACGAGAGCUGAUCAUUAAGUACUUCGAGACUUGGAAGACGUCUAAAAUCUUAGUCAACGGUAAGGAUCUGAUUGAAGUCAACCGUGAAUUGCAAGAGACUAAUAAAAUUAACGAUACAUUGGGUUCUGCAAAACCACAUGAUAAACUCAUCAAACACAUAAAGAACAACAACAAUGAUGAUAAAUAUCCACUAGUGAUGGACAUCGGGUGCGGACCGGGAAAUACUGCCAAACUGUUGGCCAAAGAGCUUAACCCGGAGCACAUCGUCGGUAUAGACACCAAUCCCGAUAUGAUUGCAUUCGCCAAACAACACAACGCUAUGGCGAACACCGAUUACUACGUUCAGGACAUCUCUCAGGAGUGGAACCAAUGGAACAAAAGUCUUCAAAUGUUGGCCGGAAAGGUGUCCGUAAUCUUCUCCAACCAUACCCUGCAUUGGGUCCGGGAAUCGGAAACUGCGGCCCAAAAUAUGGCCAAACUAUUGUCUAGUAAUGGUAUUAUAGUAAUGAAUAUAUCAUAUUUCGGUGAUAUCUAUUGCAACGCCGGCACCGAUGAACGCAGGGCUGAGUUGGAGCGACAGCUCCGGUAUCCCAGCGAACAACAAUUGAUCGGCCAAUGGGUGACCGCAUUCAAGAGCGCCGGACUAAACCGUAUUGAUAUUAAAUACUGGAAAUCAAAGUUUAUAAUAUCGGCUAAUUUCUACAAUGAUAUGAUCGGUGUGUCUAUUAAUUGGUACAAACAAUUUUUGACAGACAGUACCGGUAAUGAAGACAUGGAUACCGUCUUACGAGAGCUGAUCAUUAAGUACUUCGAGACUCAGAAUAUGGUUAAACAAUUACCCAAUGAUAAGGAUGUGAUUGAAGCGAAAGGAGAAGUGUGUGAUUUUGUGAUAAGUAUUUAA
Molecule: messenger RNA, 4518 nt
Organism: Medioppia subpectinata
Lineage: Eukaryota; Metazoa; Arthropoda; Arachnida; Sarcoptiformes; Oppiidae
Source: the annotation of a GenBank genome assembly